AUGGUGUCAGACUAUCCCGGGUUUGCCCUGCUGCGCAUGCCCAGGGCCCCUCCAUAUCAAACGCCCAGCAUCGCCAAGCACUGCCUGAAUCUCGCCCAUGACAGUGGGAAGUCUGCUGCGGGCCAGAAACUGAGCACUGCCCUGAGCUACUGCUUUUUCGACACCGACGACAUGAUUGUGGCCCUGUCUGGCAAGAGCAUCGCCGACAUCUUCAGGGAGGAAGGGGAGGAGGCAUUUCGCACCACCGAAACGGCCGUGAUACAGGGUGCUGAUGAGCAGGGUGACGCUCUGCAGGCCGCGGUUGCCAAGCUGGACGGCCUCAUGAAGGCAAGACAGGCCCUGUAUGAGCAGGCAGACAUCGUGAUUCCCCUCGACAGCCCCUGCUCCAGCUCAGGAGCCUCGCUGGAGGAGGUGGUCUGGCGCAUGCUGUGCGCACUGAGGGACAGAUUGCGCAAUGACGCCACCAGCAAGCCCACUCCGCCCCUGCAACAGGUGUGGGGCUCUCCGAGAUGCAAGGGGUGUGUUGCAGUCUCCCUGGGGCUUAGUGAACGAAAGCUAGCUUGCCCCUGUACGAGGCAGUCGAUGAACCCCUAA
This is a messenger RNA of Auxenochlorella protothecoides, 594 nucleotides long. Its product is annotated as Shikimate kinase. Bases 1 to 594 code for a protein of 197 amino acids. The record is from RefSeq and is a predicted model, not a curated record. Lineage: Eukaryota; Viridiplantae; Chlorophyta; Trebouxiophyceae; Chlorellales; Chlorellaceae. The transcript has 2 exons.